AUGGCACCUCCUUCCCCUGCCACGCUACUCCUCCUCUGCUCCCUCCUCCUCGCUCCGUUGGCCGUCGGCGAGCCCCAGCGCACGUCCUACAUUGUCCACAUGGACAGGUCCGCCGCGCCGCUGCACCACGCCGGCGACUGCCACGCCUGGUACACCGCCAUCCUGGCAUCGCUGGCGGCCGCGUCGCCGGACAGCGCGUGGGGUACCCCGCAGCAUCUCUACACCUACACCGAUGCGCUGCACGGCUUCGCCGCCACGCUCUCCCGCUCAGAGCUCCGCGCGCUCCGCCGCACGCGGGGCUUCGUGUUGGCGCACCUGGACCGCCGCGCCGCCAUCGCCCACGACACCACGCGCUCCCAGGAGUUCCUCGGCCUCAGCUCGUCCAGUGGGCUUUGGCCGGCGGCAAAUCUCGGCGAGGGCGUCAUUAUUGGCGUGGUGGACACUGGGGUGUGGCCCGAGAGCGCGAGCUUCGACGACGCCGGCAUGCCUCCGGUGCCGUCCCGGUGGCGCGGAGCGUGCGAGCCGGGCCAAGAGUUUCCCGCCACCAAGUGCAACCGCAAGCUGAUCGGAGCGCGCUACUUCAACAGGGGCUACGUGGCGAAGCACACCGCCACUAGCAUCUCCAUGAACUCGACGCGCGACACAGAAGGCCACGGCACGCACACGGCGUCCACCGCGGCUGGCAGCCCCGUGAAGUGUGCGUCCUACUUCGGCUAUGGGCGUGGCACGGCGCGUGGAGCUGCCCCACGCGCCCAUGUCGCGGCAUACAAGGUCGGUUGGCGCAUCGAAUGGCAGAUGUCCGACGUACUGGCCGGCAUGGACGCUGCGAUCGCGGACGGCGUGGACGUCAUCUCCAUCUCCGCGGGCUUCGACGACGAGCCGCUGUACGCGGACCCAGUGGCCGUCGCCUCGUUUGCCGCCAUGCAGCGCGUCGCGGCCGGCACGGUGGACCGGCGGAUAUUUGCUGGCACCGUGAGCUACGGCGGCGGCAACACGACGCAAGCGACCGCAACGAUCGCCGGGAUUACAUCGUACCCGGCUAAUGCUUGGAUUUCUGAAACGAAGAUGGUGUACGACGACACCUUGUCGGCGUGCAACUCGUCGGAUCUUCUCCAGACUCUGGCUCUGCCGACAAUAAUCGUGUGCCGUGACAUGGGCAUCGGAGGUAUCUUCAUGCAGAUGAAGACCGUCUCCAAGGCCGGCCUCGCUGCCGCCAUCUUCAUCACCAACAAUGAUGGCAAAUUUCUGCUGUUUUCCAUGCCGGCAAUCCUGAUCAGCCCGAAGGAUGCGCCGGCGCUGCUGAAUUACAUCGCUUCCAGCUCGCACCCGAGUGCCACCAUCACGUUCCAGCAGACGGUCCUCGGGGUACGGCCGGCGCCGGUGGUCGCGGGGUACUCUGCUAGAGGGCCGUCGCGGAGCUACGCCGGCGUGCUCAAGCCCGAUCUACUGGCGCCGGGGGACAGCAUCCUGGCGUCUUGGUCACCGGUCUCUCCGAUGGCGCGCAUAGGCCGGACUGAUCUGGUCGGCGACUUCAUGGUCGAUUCCGGGACGUCCAUGGCGUGCCCGCACGCGAGCGGCGUGGCGGCAUUGCUGCGGGCGGCGCACCCGGAUUGGAGCCCCGCCAUGAUCAAGUCCGCCAUGAUGACCACGGCGAGCAGGGUCGACAACACCCUCGCGCCGAUCACCGAUGGCAACGGCAACGGCAUCGCGAGCCCGCUCGCUAUGGGCUCGGGCCAUAUCAACCCCAACUCCGCGAUGGAUCCCGGUCUUGUGUUCGACGCCGGCUCCGCGGACUUCGUCGCUCUCCUCUGCGCCGCCAAGUACACGGAGGCCCAGAUCGCGGCGAUCACGAGCAACGUCGCCGUGGACGUGACGCCGUGGACGAUGGAGUUCGGCGGCGCGGGGCACAAGGGCAUGUUCGAGGUUGAGAUCAAGCUGAACGCGCCCACCGGCGGCGAGCCGGCCUUUGGUGCUCUUGUUUGGGCCGACGACAGCGGCAGGUACAGGGUCACGACCCCGUUCGUGGUGCUCUGA
Molecule: messenger RNA, 2034 nt
Organism: Lolium rigidum
Lineage: Eukaryota; Viridiplantae; Streptophyta; Magnoliopsida; Poales; Poaceae
Product: subtilisin-like protease SBT3
Exons: 3
Coding region: 1-2034 (677 amino acids)
Biological process (GO): proteolysis
Molecular function (GO): serine-type endopeptidase activity
Source: RefSeq, a predicted model, not a curated record